AUGACUUGGCUGCUGCAAGUGCCUUCCGGCCCCCCAGGACCCCUGGAUGCCCAGGGUGCAAAUGUAGUAGCCCCGGGUCCGGAGCACGACGGCGCCGCCUCCUGCAGCCGCCCAGGUUCCCAGACGGCGUCGCAGAGGCAGCAACGCCCGGCCGAGGCCCCUUUAAGCGCAGUGUGCCCCUGGCGGGCGCUCAUCGGGGCCACGGACCCGGCCGACGCCCCGCCCGGCACCAUCCGCGGGGAUUUCUGCGUCGAGGUCAGCAGAAACGUGAUCCACGGCAGCGACUCGGUGGAGAGCGCCCGCCGCGAGAUCGCGCUGUGGUUCGGCGCCAACGAGCUGCUGUGCUGGGAGGACAGCGCCGGCCACUGGCUGUACGAGUAGCCGGGCGCGGCGCUCUGAUGACUCGGCAUCGGCUCCCCUCAGAACACCGGGGGGGCGCAGACCAACCGGUCAAGCCCUCAGCGCUCGGAAAGUCCUUCCUGCGGCAGGACCUCUGGCAGGCGGGUGGGUGCAAGUCCAGCAAGCCCUGCACCCGCUGGGCAAGAGCCCCUGCCUCACCGGCCGCAGCACACCUAGUGGCGCACCAGUGCAUCGACCCUGGCUCUUGGCUUGGUCCGUUGCCUUUUAUAAUAAAUUAGAGAAAGUC
Galeopterus variegatus (Sunda flying lemur) is the source of this 646-nucleotide messenger RNA. RefSeq names its product NME/NM23 nucleoside diphosphate kinase 3 (gene NME3). NCBI's taxonomy places the organism in Eukaryota, Metazoa, Chordata, Mammalia, Dermoptera, Cynocephalidae. Gene Ontology annotation, molecular function: nucleoside diphosphate kinase activity. The coding region runs from base 1 to 381 and encodes 126 amino acids. The transcript is spliced from 3 exons. The record is from RefSeq and is a predicted model, not a curated record.